Exaiptasia diaphana is the source of this 1823-nucleotide messenger RNA. Its product is annotated as cytidine and dCMP deaminase domain-containing protein 1. The record is from RefSeq and is a predicted model, not a curated record. The transcript has 2 exons. The coding region runs from base 4 to 1425 and encodes 473 amino acids. Gene Ontology annotation, molecular function: catalytic activity. NCBI's taxonomy places the organism in Eukaryota, Metazoa, Cnidaria, Anthozoa, Actiniaria, Aiptasiidae.
UGGAUGGAAAGGUCUGCUCUGGCCGAAAACCCAGAUAAUUAUGGACUUUUGCAACGCAUUCUUUCUCGUCAAGAUGGACAACAUUCAGAAGAACAGCGCGAUGAAGAAGGUGGCGUGACGAUUAAACAGAAGAAUCCGCAUAAGCAAGAAUCUGAAAGCCAAGCGACUGAGAAAAAACUGGUCAACAAAUGCGGAGCGGUGUACGUCCUUCCAAACGACCGUGCUCUUUCRGUAGACUGCAGCCAAGAUGGAGUCCAUGCAGCAGUGAGCGCUCUCAAUAAAUUUGGUCAAGAAAGAGUGAAGGGUUGCCGAGUUUACCUCUCUCGUCGUCCGUGCUCUUUCUGCGCCAAGCUCCUGGUACAAUGCGAAGUGUCCAAGGUGUACUUCCUUCCCAUCGAGCCCGAAUGGAAUGAUGCUGAUGAUGUCCAACGAGUUGAUAACAUCUUUAAGUCCUCCUCAACAGCACUGUCUAUCUUUAUUCCUAAAAUAAGAGAAAAUGUCAUUGCCGAUGUCGAGAAACAAGUUUCACCUUUCACAGGCAGUCCUUGUGAUCUARAAGUCGUCGAGAGAAUGGAACGGGAGCUUCGAGACGAAUACUGGAGCGACCAGUGGGUGCAAAGCGCCGGUGAAGUCCUAAAGUGGCCUGCUUUCUGUGACGCGAUGAAAGAGGAGACUAAGAAAGAYAUGCAAAACCUGAUGAAAUGGAUUGCCAGGGCAACGUAUGGAGGCGUGUCAGACGGAAUCAGAUUUGGAGAGAUUGACCCAGAAACCAAGAAGGCCAAAAUGGAGAAACAACCCGGCGGYGAUGAAGGMGAAGCAACURACGAAGAUAGCAASGUAAAAAUCCCAAGUAUCCCAACCACAUCUGAUAAAAGUUGGCAGGAYCACGCACUGCACAUGACCCGAAUGGCCCGAAUGCUCUCUCAAAGAAGUGACGACCCCACAAGGCGCGUUGGGUGUGUCCUCAUGUUGCAUAACGAGGUGGUUGCUCUGGGAUGGAAUGGCUUCCCAGCCAAGGCUCUUUAUGGAGAGUUCCCAAGAGCCUCAAGCACAGACCCAGGCGCAGAAAAGAAGGAGCCCUAUGUCAUCCACGCAGAAGAAAACGCAUUGCUGACACGAAACAAAAGAAACAUGGAGGAUGAUUCUUCCAUCCUUUUCAGCAGCAAGAUCCCAGCUCCUGAAUGCGUCGCCAUGUUAAUCGCUGCGGGARUCAAGAAUAUAGUGGUGCCAAAAGAACCUACCGACGACCCAGAAAAUGAAGCCUUUUUUGAUGCACUCAAAUCAGGGACGUCCCUGCUCAAAUCAAGGAAGCUUAUUGGGUACUGCCCAGAAGAUGAAACUGAACAGCGAGACACUGAUGCAAGGGCUGGUUCUCAAGUAGGAGAGGCAAGUUCCCAUGAUCGAACUGGUGGGGAUGAGAAUUAGAGAUUUGAUAUUGGAUCAACAGAGUAAAAACACUAAAAUUGCGCAAUACUACUUUCACCACUGGUAAUAUAAAUCCACUAAACAAUGAAAAAAAUAAUGAUAAAACUGCCACUGUAUUGUGCAAUUUUAGUUUUUGCACUCCGCCUUAACCAAGAAUUACUUUACAAUGAUAAGCUUUAGAUAACGCUCAGACGACAUCGUCUGGAUAACGCUAGUGGUUUCAUUUCACGGCGCUGUGARGCAAGGACCACGGAGAACUGAAAAAGUGGGUUAGUUUGAAUAUAUUUUCACAUAUGAUGGGGGGUGCUCACGGCUUGGAGAUGAUGCUGUGAAAAUAAGAAAAAAAGCGGAACUGAUCUUGAGAGGGGAGGAGGGAGGAUAUUUUAAGAGGGGAGGGG